AUGAAGUUCUUAUGCUUACACGGAGCCUAUGGCAACAUUACCGCUGCACGAGUCCAGCUGGGUCCGAUGGCUGACCUCGUUGAGGCUGAUGGGACAGCCUCAUUCAAAUUCAUCCAGGGCCGAGUGCCAGUGACACCGCCCCCUGGCUUCGAGUCAUAUUUUGGCCCAGGACCACACUUCCGCUUCUUGAGAGACAGAGGUGAAGCCGAAGCAUCAGCCAUGGAGGGAAUCCGAGUGUUUCCAGAAGCGGACACUCCAGAGGAUGCCCUUCGUGCACUCAUGCCUGCCGGAGAUGCAAGGAUUGGAUACGUCGGAGCUAGGGAAGAUUGUCUGGCACAACUCUAUGAAGAGCUCGACGCCGACCCUGAGAUCUGCGGAAUCGUAGGCUACAGUGAAGGUGCAUCUGCCGCAGCGACACUCAUCUAUGAUGAGCAGGAGAGAAUGCGAAACGAAGGAUACGUUCCAAGAAUCAAGGCCGCGGUUUUUUUCAUGGGAUGGCCCGCACUUACAGGCGAGAGCUUGCCUGCCUUGUCGGACGAGAUAGACGAUCUGCUUGAAGUACACUCUCUGCAUGUCGUCGGUGCUAAUGAUCCUUACAAGGACGGCGCACUUGCGCUGUACAAUCUCUUCGAUGAUAACAUGGCCAUCUUCUUUGACAGUGCCGGCGGCCACACCAUUCCCCGACACGGCAAGAUGCUGCAAGAGUUGGGACAAGCUGUGAAGGACUUGGUCGUGACUGUACAAGAUGAUGCUUCAAUUGAUCUUCCACAGCCGAAGAUAGCCAGACGACUCGACUCGGCUGUAGAUAUCCCUACAUUGCGUGGGCUGAAGCUGUCCGAGGCGUAG
Messenger RNA from Aureobasidium subglaciale EXF-2481, 846 nucleotides. RefSeq lists its product as uncharacterized. Lineage: Eukaryota; Fungi; Ascomycota; Dothideomycetes; Dothideales; Saccotheciaceae. Gene Ontology annotation, cellular component: nucleus; cytoplasm. Bases 1 to 846 code for a protein of 281 amino acids. The record is from RefSeq and is a predicted model, not a curated record. The transcript has 4 exons.